AUGAAGAUGGAAAGAAACCCUUCAUCAUUUCUAAAACUUUUUGAUGAUUAUGAUUAAUAUAAUGAAUAAUAUCAAAAUAACAAGCUAAUUAAAUUGAGAGGAGGAGGAUGUGGGGUAUCAAAAGUUCAUAAGGAGAUCCAAUCACAUUAGUCAAUAGCUGAAAACUAAAUGCAGUCAGAAUUUUUUCCUUAAAAUUUUCAUUAAACCCUUAAUGAUUGUCUAAGACUUAUAAUAGAUGAAGCAUUACUUCUAGGAGGUACAACUAAGAGAAAUGAAGUGAUUAAAAAAAUACAAUGGUUUAUUCACAAUAGAGAACACUUGAAUUAUUUUUGUCUUGAUGAAAAAGAAGGAAGCAAUAUUUAUGAAUUAGUAAAAUAAAAUUUUGAUAUUUUAUUGACGGUGGGUUUCUAUGUUAUUAAGUUUUACAAAUUUGUAAUGAAUUAUUAAGAAUAAUAUAUGCCUUCUAACUUAGAAGACCAGAAAGAUUUUUUAAAGUCGAAGAGUAAGAGGAUUAUUUAUAAAAAUUAUUAGAAUUUGAUACUUAACUAGAAAUUGAAUAAACAAAUGUAUGGAAGACAGGAUUAGAAUUUGAAAUUAAAAUAAUUAAAAUUAUGAUUAUGAAUUCAUAAACUAAUUCUACUGAAGGUAAAAAUUUACUGCUGAAUACAUUAAAAGAAGCUGCUAAAUCAAUCUUAUCUUUAUCACUAUCAGAAGAUUUGCUUCCAUCAAUAAUAGAAGGAGCAGAAUAUCUUUUAAAAAAGGGAAUUGAAAAAUUAUUAUACCCAAAAGAAACUUAUUAAACUUAUUAUUUAAUUUAAUUGAUGAAAUGGUCAAUAAUAAGAUAAUUAAAAUCCAAAUAUUCAGUCUAUAAAUAAAUAUAAUAAUUAAAGGAUAUCUUUUAAUAAUAUAUAUUUGUUUCUGAUAAUUGGAUUUUACAUUUUAGUUGGAUAUAAAUGAUUACUGAUAUAAUUGCAUAUAGACCAAUUAUUGAUUUAUCUAUUAUGGUGAAAAAAGUGCCUAAUUUUAGCUCUAGUAUUUGGAAUUAACUUAUUGAAAAUUCUUUGAUUCAAUGUGUUUCAUAUAAUAAGAAUUAAGCAAUUAUGUAUUUAUUUUAAAACUAAGAAAAAUAAUUGUAUAAUUGUUCAUUUAAUAAUAUAUUGGAAUUUUAUAGCAAAAAAAAGCUUUUAUUAUUUUCUUAAUUUCUUUUAAAAGGAGAUUUCACUUAAAAUAUUAAUCAUUGGGAUUAUUAUAAAUAAUUCACAUUUAAUAGUUAAAAAUAAAACAAAUAAGAAGAUUAUGAAAUAAUUUUAGAAAGUUAUGAAUAGGAAAUUUUAUAAAUUUUAAUUAAUAAUCUUAUAUCUGAGAAAGACCAAAUAAUAUCAAUCCAUUAAGAAAUAAUUUAAUCUUUUAUUAACUAUUUUAAAGAUCCAACUUAUUUGUCACUAUAACUAUUAUAAGAUGAUUAGUAGGGAUUAUAAAAGCAGUUUUUAGAAAUUUAUAAAAAAUUAAUUAUUUUAACUAAUCAUAUUUAAGAAUUAUCAAAAUUUGAAGCUGUAAAGUUAAAUUUGCUUACUCCUUACUUAAAUAAAUUUUAGAAUCAAGGAAAUUUGUUAACAUUAGGAGAUUUGAAAAAAAAAAUAGAUGACUUUGUUAAAAUAGAAAAUGUUAAAUUCUUUGAUUAACUUUUAGAUUAUUUUUUAAUUGCUGUAGAAUUUUCAAGUACAAAUUAUGAUUUUAGUCUUUUUUUAGAGACUAAAAACUAAAUAGAAUUAGAAUAAAUAAAAAAAUUAUUUGAGGUUGAAAACUUUGAUAAGAUUUUCUUAUUAUUUGAAGCUUAAUUUGAUUAAUUUACUCUAAACCUAAAUUCCUAUAAAGAAAAAUUUUCUAAUUUUGUUUAAAAGGAAAAAGAUAUUAAACAACUAACAAUACAAGUAGAAGAUGGAAAUAUUCUAAAUAUAAUUGAUUUUAAUUGUAAUGGAGAUUGGAUUAAAUUAAUAUAUAAAAAAAUAUAAAACAAAAAUUUUUUAAAUAAGCUAGAAUUAUUUAAUUCUGAAUUAUAAACAUUAAAAAAUGCACAUCAACAUUUAAUUGAUUGUAAAUUUAGCAUCACAAUAUUAUAAUUAUUAAAGUAAUUUUUCAAAUUACAAAGCUCUGAUUUAAAAAUAACUCAUUAACAUAUUUAAAAUUAUUAAAAUAAGACAGAAUAAUCAAAUUAGUUUGGAGAUGAAAGUCUAUAAUAAUUUAUUAAAGAAAUCUUGAUUUAAUAAAUUAAAAUAUUGGAUUCUUUGUUGAAAUCAAAUCAAUUAUUAUUUGAUGAGUCAAAUUUGAAAGAUGGUUGUAAAAAUUUAGUUGCUUAAAUUUAAUAUGACUUUGCUAUCCUUAAGGAGGAAUCUAAGAAAUUAAACAAUAAGUAGCUCAGUCAUGAUAUUUCAAAAUUUUUUGUUGAGUCAUAAUAUACAAUAGUAUAAGUUUUAAAUAAGCCUGAAGAAAUAGAUAAUUUAAAUAAACUUUUAAUUUUGUAUAAUGCAAAAUUGUUAGAAAUUAGUAAAGGAAAUGUAAGCAAUAAAUAAAAUAAUUAAAACAAAGAAAAUUCAAUUAUUUUAAAUCUUAUGAAAAAUUAUUAUGCCUUGAGUUAGACUUUAUUCAUCAAUAAGAAUUCACUUGGAAUUAAAGUCUUAAUUAAUAGGAAAAAAUCAAUUAAGAUUAAACUAAAUAAUAAGAAAAAAUGAAUGAAAAUUAAUAAUAAAAUGAAGAAUAAGUUAUAUAAGAACUAAAUAUAAGGAGAAAUAAUUAUUUUAGUGAAAAAAUGAAGAGCCAAAUAAAAUUAAUAAUAUAUAAUUUAUUUGAUGAAGUUUAAAAAUAAAACGAUAAGCCUGUAAAUCUCAAGUUGACGGACUUUUUAUCAUUCUUUUAGACUUUAUUUAAUUGUUAAUAAGCAAAAGGAGGUAAGAUUGAUAAAAUUAAAGAUUCAAUAUGGUAGGAUAUAAAGAAUGCAUAUUAAGAUACUAAAGAAAAGCUAUUUAAUAUGAUUGAUCUUAAACCUGAUUAUAGAGUAAGAGAGGGAUUAGUUUACAAUUUAAUAAGACUUUAAUAUAGCAAUUAAGAAUAAUAAAUCAAUUCUUUCUCAUGUAAAUAUAUUUAAUAUAUGUGGGUAUUUGAGAAGGAUUAAAGAGUGAGAAAUUUAUUGAAAAAUAAAGAAUUAAUUGAAAUUCAGAAACAAAUGUUUAGUUAAGAUAUAGAUAAUUUUUCAAGUUCAAUUAAAGUUGAAUUGAAAUAAAGAAUGUAAAAAUUAGAAAAUCUAUAACAAUAAAUUAAGCUUGAAGGAAAUUCUCAAAAAAGAGAGUAACUUUAGGUAAUUUUAAAAUAAACAUAUGAUUAAUUAGAUGAAUCUUUAGAGAACUUAACAGAAAUGUCAGAAACAAUGGAUAUUAGUUUAGUAUUUCUUAAAGAUAUUUCAAAAGAUGUUAAGUAAAUAAAAUCUUAAAUAGAUAAUUUACAAGAAAGCAUGAAUUAAGUUGGUGAUGAUAUACGUAAAUUAAGAGGAAAGAGAUAUGAUGAAUUAUUAGAAAUAAGAAAAUAAAAGAUAUUAUUUCAAUAAAAAUUAUCAGAAAUAGAUUCUGUUUAUGUAUAAUUGAAUACAAUUGAAUAUGAUCCUAUUACAGGUUAAAAGGUUCUUCAUGAUGGUAAGGAAACAACAUAUUUAAUAAAGGAAUAAUGGGAUGAUUCUGAAGGUGAAGUAAAUGAAUUUAUUUGGGAAGAUGAAAUUAAGAAAAAAAAAUAAAAUUCAAAGGGGAAAAAAGAUGUUUUAUUACUUUCAGGAAAUGCAGGUUCUGGAAAAAGUAAAGCGGCUAGAAAAAUUGAAGAAUUUAUAUGGAAAUAAAAAGAGAAUUAAUCAAAAUGGAUUCCAAUUUUUGUAUCACUUCCAACUUUAAAAAAUCCAAAAUAUAAUCUAUUUGAAUAAGCACUUGAAUCUGAAAAUUAUUAAUUUGAUCAUUAUUAAAUUAGAGAAUUUAAAGAAGCUAUAUAAAAUAAAAAGGAAUUUAUUAUUUUAAUACUUGACAGUUAUGAUGAAAUGAAAUCAGAUUGUAUAUAAUAAAAUUUAUUAAUGACAAAUAAAUUAUUUUAAGAUUUAAAAACAGAUUAAAUUGGAUAAUAAGUUAAAGUUAUAAUUACAACAAGAAAAGAAAUACUUAAUACAGUUGGAUAUCAAACUUGGUUUUAUGGAGAGAGUCUUUUAUCUUUAAAAGAGGUUUAGAUAUAAAAUUUUAAUGAGAAAUAAUAAUAGGAAUAUUUAGAUUUAUAUGUAGAAUUAAGUAUUAAAAGAAAAAUUAAAGAAAUUUAUGAAUUUGUUAAAUAAAUUAGUGGAUUAAAUUUUGAUUUAGAAGAAUUUAUAAAUAUUUGGAAUUUAGUUUCUUAAUAAGUUAAAAAUUGGAUUAAGAAGUCAGAGAAAAAAAAAAAUGAUCAAAUUUUUCAAAAUAAAGAAGAAGAAUUCAUUAUAGCAAAAAUUAAAACUCAUAAGACUUUAGAAAAUUUAAAUGAUGAGUAAAAAACAGGCUUAAGAAAAGAAUUGUUAUCUUUAUGGAGUGCUAAUAAAUUUAAAACAUCUAUUGAAAGUGUAUAAAUUUAAGAUUUAUUAACUACACCAUUUAUGUUAGAAAUUAUUGUUUAAGUUUUACCAAAUAUGACUAAAACAUAGUCAGAAUCAACAGUAAUGAAAGAAACUUUUAUCAAGAACUAUUUGAAGUUGAAAAAUGAAGUAAGACUUUUUUAAAAAGCUAGAUAAAAAUAUGAAGAAGAAAAUUAAUAUUUCAUAUAAUUAGAAUAGAAAGGUAAGGUAAAUUAAGAGGAUGAAUAAUAAAAUGAAAAUUAAAUUGAUGAAGAAUAUUAAUAAAAAAUAGAAAAAGUAAAAUUAGAUGAAUUAAUUGAUAAUCUAGAUAGAUAGAAUUUUUUUUAGAAUUAUUCAAUUGUUAGUAAAUUAUAAUAUGAAGAAGAUAAUAUUAACUUUGAUGGAAUUACUGUUAAAUUGAAUUUUGAAGAUAUUGAUUUUGUAUUAAUAGCUUUAAAAAUGAAAAAGUUUACUGUUUUUGAAUUCUAUGAUAGUUUUAUUAAUUUUUAUCAUGAAUAAUAAAUUCAAAAAUAAAGAGAACUUGGAAAAGUAUCUAAUUAUGAAAGUUUUAGAUUUGAUAUUUAUUAAUUUUCUUCUUCAUUAGCCAUAGAUAUGACUUUAAGAGAGUUAUCAUAAAUAGGUUAUAAACCAUAAGGAAAAUUAGAUUUAUAAAGUAAUUAUAAAAUUGAAUAAGUAAUUGAUGAUUGGUAGAAUAAGUAUUUUGAUAUUGAUAAUGAAUAUAAAAAAUUAAUUCGAAGUUGCAUUUUAUUAAAUGCUAAAGGUAGUACAUUUUCAUUUACGCAUAAAUCUAUUUAAGAAUUCUAUGUAGCCAAAUAUAUUUUUGAUCUUUUGAUUUCUUUAGAUUAUUAUGAUUCUACUAUUUGUGAAAAUAAGGUAGGAUAAGAAUAGAAUCAAAAUAAGGAUUAAUUAGAAAUAAAUCAAAAUAAGGAAUCUUAUGAAAAGAAUUCAAAUAAGAUAGCAUAAGAAAUGAAUAAAAAAUUAUUAGAAAAAUCAGUCUUUAAUAAAACAAACUUUAAUAUAUCAACAGAUAACUUUAGAAAUGUAAUCAAUUUUAUAAGAGAAAAGUUAAUAAAUAAUGAAUUAAUGAGUUAAUAAUUAAUUGAAAUAGUAAAGCUUUCAAAUUAACAAAUAUAUUGUAGAUCAGCAUCAAAUAGUAUUUAUUUAUUGAGACAAAUGAAUAUUUAUUUGGGAUCUUAAUUUUUUAAUAAUAUAGAGUUAGUCAAUACAAAUAUAUCAGGGUUAAGCUUUUUUGAUUGUAAUUUAUAAGGUUCUAAAUUAUAAAAUGUAGAUAUUAGUUCAUGUAAUCUAAAUUUGGCUAAUUUAUCAAAUUCAGUAUGGUCUAAUAUUAUUUGUAAGGAAAAGCCAUUUUUAAAACAUUCUUCUGGGCAUAAUACAAAAAUAUUAGAUGUAUAUUUUUCACCUGAUGGAUAAUAUAUUGCAUCAUUAGGUGAUGAAAUGGAAAAUAAUAUCAAAUUAUGGAAUGCUUAAACAUUUUAAUUAUUUAAAGAUUUAGAAGGACAUAAAGGAAAAGUAAACUCUUUAUCUUUCUCAUAAGAAUCUUCAAUUCUUCUAUCAGGAGGUUAAGAUGGUACUAUCAGAUAAUGGAAUAUAUAAAAUUCUCAAAUUAAGAUUUAAAGUGAAAUAAUUUAUUAGAUUUAAAGUGAAAUAAUUUAUUAGAUAUAAACUGCUAUUUUAAAAGUCUAAAUAUCAAAAGACUCAAGAAAAUUAUAUUUAUUAGAUGAUAAGGACAAUUUUUUAAUUUUUAAUUUAUCUAAAGACAAGUUAAUUAUUAAUGAAAAUUUAAUUUUUGAAUUUGACUAAACUGCAAUAAGAAAUCUUUCUCUUGUUACAAUUAAUCCUUCUUUGAAAUCAUUUGCAAUAAAUCCAAAAGAACCUUAGGUUGCGCUUAAAUGUAAUUAAUAUGCUAUUUUAAUCAAUUAUGAAACAAAUAAUAAAUUAAUCUCUCCAGAACUUGAAUCACACAUAACAUAGUAAAUGAUAUUUAGUUAAAAUGGAAAGUAUUUCGCAAUUGCUUUUAAAAAGUAAGCUAAUGUUUGGGAUAUAUCAGAAAAUAAAUUGAAAUAAUUAAGAAUCUUUAACUUCUCUAAUUUUAUUUUAUCAACAAUUAUUUUCGAUAAGUCAAAUCUUUAUUUAAUUUUAAGUACAAAUAACUUUGUAUUGAGAAGGGAAAUUGUUUAGUAAAAUAUAAAAAUAUAAGAUUAACAGGAGAAAUGUUUUGAAGUUUAAAUUUCUCCUAAUGGAAAAUUCACUGCCAUUAUAUAUGAAAAAAAAAUAAGUAUAAUUGAAGUGGAAACAAUGUCAAUUAAUUUUAGAACUUUCAACUUUCAACCAAGUUUUAUAAUUUUUUCAAAAGAUAGUUCAUAAUUAUCAUUCAUUUUAAAUGAUGAAAAAAUAAAAAAAUCAUUUUAAAUUAUUGAUGUCAAUAAACUAACAACAAUUUAUGAACUUGUUUGGAAUAAUUUUUAGAAAAAUCUAAUAAUUUCCAAAAAUUUUGUAAAAUUACUUAUUCAAUUUUAAGUUGAACCUAAUAAUUUUGGAUCUCUUCUAAUAGAUAUUAAUAAAAGAAAUUAAGUAUUAGAAAAUAGAAAUUUUAAUAUUAACAUUGAAAAAUUUUGUUUUAUGGCAAACAGUUGGAUAAUUGCUUAUAUUACUUCAGAAUCCAACCUUAUUAUAAUUUAUGAUUUGGAUAAAAAUUUAUAAAUUUAAGAACCUCUUGAUAAUUAAACGAAAGAAGUUUAGAUUUUUUAGUUUUCUCCAAAAGUUAAUUAAUUAGCUGUUGUAUAUAAAGAAGAAGUUCUAAUUUGGAAUUUAGAUCAAAAUCCCUUUAAAAUAUAAAAAAUAAUCAACUUGAAAGAUUAAAUAAUUUUAUAAUUAAAUUAUUCUCCAGAUGGCUCAUAAAUUGGAUUGUUAUUGAAAGAUUUGUUUCAAAUUUAUAAUUUUAAUUCAAAUACAUUAAUUAAUUUGGAAUAAAAAAAUACCAUAAGUUAAGUAGUAUUUUCAACCGAUAAUGAAUUUAUUGGUUUUAAUAUAAAUUAUGAAAUUCAUGAAAUUAAUAUCUUGAGUAAAAACUAAAAUCAUGAAAAAAAACUCAAUAAAAAAAGAUAUAACUUAUCUAAUUAGAUUAUUUAAUUAAUGUUUACUAAAGAUUAAAAAUUUAUAAUAACUGCUAGCUUUAGAGAAAUUAUUUUAUGGGAUUUAUCUACUAAUGAAUUUAAAGACAUAAAAGUAUCCUAUUUAGAAAAUGCAAAAUUAAUUACUUUUUCUCAUAAUUGCGAUCUUAUUGCUUUAAAUACAAAUUAUAUAGUAGAAUUAUGGAAAUACAAAGAAGGAACAAUAAAUUAUUUAGGAUCUCAAUUAUAUGAACAUUCUAUUAAAUAAUUGGGUUUUGUAGGAGAUGAUCAACAUAUAUUACUUUUAUAAGAAAAUAAUGAUUUAAUCCUGUGUAAUAUUAAUAAUUUUUAGCAUAAUUAUAUUAAAGAAGCUAUAUAUGAUUGUGGUGCACUUUCAUCAAAUAAUUAAAUUGCCUUGGCAAAUAAAAAUGAAAUAAAUAUAUUUUAUGAUGGCUUUUAAAAGAAUAAUUCUUUACUUGUCAAAGAUACAAAAUAUCUAGAGUUUUUCGAGGAUAAAGAAAAUUUAAUGCUAAUAUUUAAAUAAGAUAAGAUGUGCAUUUGGAAUCAUAAAGAUAAUUAUUAAAUAAUAGAAAUAAAUUUCUACCAAUACAUUUCAUCGAAAUUAAAUAUGAAAGAUGAAAUAAUUAUUUCAUAGCAUUAAAACCUUGUAGAGGUUUGGAAUAUAAAAGACUUUACCAAAAUUUAUUUAUGUGGAUAUCAUUAGGAUAUUCAUUGUUUUUCUGUUAACUAAAAUGGAGGAAUGGGAUUAGGAAUUAAGGAUGGUUAAAAAAUGGAAAUAAAAAAUGUGUUUAAUGUAACUUUCGCAUUUCCUAUUAAUUUAAACCAAAAAAUUAAGUAGUUGUUCAUGUAUUAAAAUGAAUAAUUUUAUAUUAUUUUAACCGAUUCUGGAUAACUUUUUAUGUAUAUGAUUGAGAAAUAACAAACUUUAGAAUUAAAAUAAAAUGUUUAAUAGAUAACAUUUUUUGAAGAAAAAAAUCUUUUUGCAAUGAAGAUAGGAAGAAACAUUUAAUUAGAAGAAAUACAAGGAGAUAAAUUAAAUAUAUUAGAUAGUUUAGAUUUAAAUAUUGAUAUUGAUGACUGUACUUUAACUUUUUCAAAUGAUGGUGAAGAGCUAUCAAUAAAUUCAAAAAAAUUUAUUUAUUUAUUUUAAAUCUCACGUGGAAAAAAAUUAAUUGGUAAAUUCUUAUAAGAUUUUAAUUUUUCUGCAUCUUUCAAAUAGAAUUUGAUUCCACAAUAAGUUUAAUUAAUUUAAAAAGUAAUUUAAAAAUAAGGAAUAUUCUAAAAAAUAUCAAAUUUUUGCUUUAAUGUAGAAUGA
Paramecium sonneborni is the source of this 9094-nucleotide messenger RNA. NCBI's taxonomy places the organism in Eukaryota, Ciliophora, Oligohymenophorea, Peniculida, Parameciidae. The record is from the annotation of a GenBank genome assembly.